AUGGCAGUGAAGCCGUGUCUCCAUCCUCCUUAUUCCAGAAUCAACAUGGUGGCCAUAGCAGCACAGGGAGACCAGGUGCUUGCUGGUGGGAUGGCUGUCCUGGCCUGGUUUGUAACCCUCUGCACACUCGUGGCACAGCUGAUCGAAGUCUGCACAACUGAAAGCCCUUCUCUGCAAGCCAGCCUCUCACAGCAGGCGUUUGGAAACAGACCUUAUUUAUGUAAACAAUGUGGCAAAGCAUGUAUUCGUUCUUACCAUCUUCUCCAACAUGAAAGAAGUCAUACCCGAGAGAAACUUUAUGCAUGUAAGCAGUGUGGGUAAGUAUUUGGAUGUUCUUCACACCUUCGCAAACAUGAACGAAUCCACACUGGGGAGAAACCUUAUUUAUGUAAGCAUUGUGGGAAAGCCUUCAGCGAUCCCACCACCCACAACAAUCAUGAGAGAACUCACACUGAAGAGAAGCACUACAUUUGUAAACUUAAACAGUGUGGGAAAGCCUUCAUUCGUUCUUCCCAGCUUCUGAUCCACGAAAGAAUUCACACUGGAGAGAAGCCUUACUCGUGUAAACAUUGCGGGAAAGCCUUCACCUACUCCAGUGCCUGCUACAUUCAUGAACGGAUUCACACGGGAGAGAAACCCUAUGUUUGUAAGCAGUGUGGGAAGGCCUUUACGUGUUCCACGUACCUUCACAAACAUGAACGAAUCCACACUGGAGAGAAACCUUAUUCAUGUAAGCAGUGUGGGAAGGCCUUCAUCCAACACAGGGCUUGUUACAAUCACGAACGAAUUCACACUGGAGAGAAACCGUAUGUGUGUGUGCAGUGUGGGCAUGCACUCAUUUCCCCAGACCUCGCAAGCAAACAGGAACGAGAAACCAGAACAGACAGCCAGCAGACAAAAGCAAAAACAGAGACAAGGACAAGAACAACCAGGGUACCUGCUCCUUAA
Psammomys obesus (fat sand rat) is the source of this 948-nucleotide messenger RNA. RefSeq names its product putative zinc finger protein 833. The transcript is spliced from 3 exons. The record is from RefSeq and is a predicted model, not a curated record. Gene Ontology annotation, molecular function: DNA-binding transcription factor activity, RNA polymerase II-specific; RNA polymerase II cis-regulatory region sequence-specific DNA binding. NCBI's taxonomy places the organism in Eukaryota, Metazoa, Chordata, Mammalia, Rodentia, Muridae. Gene Ontology annotation, biological process: regulation of transcription by RNA polymerase II. Gene Ontology annotation, cellular component: PcG protein complex; transcription regulator complex.